AUGGUGAUUGCUUGUGAAUCGUGGCCAUUGCCAAAGCCCGCGGCUGCUGCGUCAACGGUGAGCGGAAAGUCACCGCCGGCGUCUGCCUCGGGGAGUGCAGCAAUGAAGCCGCCAGUCCCCCCUGCCCCGAAGCUUGUUCCCUCUGCCGCUGAUGUCUCUGCGAGUCCGACUCCGGCCCUUGUGUCGAGCGACUCUCCGACGUCCCCACUGCUUGCUCCGCCUGCCCCUGUUGCCAAGCUGGGCCCUCCCGCUCCUGUCGUGAGUCCCGCGAGCCCCGCUCCUGGUCCGCCGGCUGUCCCUGAGGCAACUGGUGUUGAUCCACAUGUUCCCGUCCCUGCCGCACCUGAUGCACAGCCCGCUGCUGUCCCCGCCGUGUUGGCGCCUGCCGCUGCUUUGUCACCGCAGGCGGUGUCCGCCACCACUGGCAACCUGGCUCCGUUGGUCGUGCCCUUGGCGCCUGGUAUGAUGCCGAUGGCCCCGGCGGGUCAACCGCCGCGCCCCCCCUCGACUGACCGCCGCCUGUCUCGCCACGGAGCGGCAGUGCGCGAGGAGAGGGCAGUGCAGAGCCAGAGUAGUCCGCUGCGGGCCGCGCCGGCGCAUGUGGCUCAUCGUCAGGCUGUGCCUCCCGUGGACCUUCCGCCAGGUGCUGCACUUCCUCCUCCUGUCCUUGGCCCAUCGGCUCCGCCUCCUGCUGCCUCGGCAGCUGCUCCUGGGUCUCGUCUUUGCCUGCCGCCUCCGCCGGUGGCAGGUGUGGAGUUUGUUGCCGCUGGUGGAGCGGCGGGGGCGCAGUACUCUCCUUGUCUCGCUGCGGAUGAGCCGCUUCCCUUCUUGGCGGUGGCACUUCAGCCCCCGCAGACCUGUGUUCUUGAGGCGACGCUCGGCCAGUUGCACCGUCUUGCGGAGAGCCUUCACGCGCUGCUGCUGAUUCAGGUGCUGGCCCAUUCGUCCCUCCCUGCGAUCCCUGCUGACUCGUUUCAUGACCGGCCGCGCGAGACUUGCCUGGACGCGGCGGACCAGCUCGCACAGUUGCUGGCGCCCACGUUGCAUGUGCUCGCAGAGGGUGGCGCUGCGGCUGUGGGACAGCUUGACGAGGCUGUACGGGGCUUGAGGCGACACUUGCGCGCAGGAUCUGGAGCCACGGCGAUCGGCGCAAGUACGCUGGUGGUCCGUGAGCUGUGGCAGACGUUGACGGGCAUUCUCCACGCACUCGGAGCUCACCGGAUGUAG
Closterium sp. Naga37s-1 is the source of this 1227-nucleotide messenger RNA. NCBI's taxonomy places the organism in Eukaryota, Viridiplantae, Streptophyta, Zygnematophyceae, Desmidiales, Closteriaceae. The record is from the annotation of a GenBank genome assembly.